Oncorhynchus tshawytscha (Chinook salmon) is the source of this 1751-nucleotide messenger RNA. RefSeq names its product WAS/WASL-interacting protein family member 2-like. Gene Ontology annotation, molecular function: actin binding. NCBI's taxonomy places the organism in Eukaryota, Metazoa, Chordata, Actinopteri, Salmoniformes, Salmonidae. The record is from RefSeq and is a predicted model, not a curated record.
UUUACCAUCUCUGGUACACUGCAGUGUACAUUUUCCAUCUGCACACUUCCAUCUUCAUUGCUUCAGCAAAUCUGUGCUGCAAGUGAAGGCUGUGAGAGUGAAUGCAGGAGUGAAAUAGCAAUGGCCAGCUUUAAAUGUAUAAUACACUUGAGAUGAAGGAACUACCGAGAACGAAGAAACAAAUAUGAGUUAAAACGUCAAAUAUCAAACGAAUGGGCUGCUAAGAAACUCAAGUGGUGACAGUUUGUAUCUGAGAACCCAGGCCAUCCACAAGACUUGUUCAGUGGGUCAAGAUGCCGAUUCCUCCCCCUCCCCCUCCUGGAGGCCCCCCUCCACCCCCCACUUUCAGCCAGGGCAACACCACCCCACCCAAGCUCAAUCGAGAUGAGGCCAAAGGCAGAGGAGCCCUGCUCGGUGACAUCCACAAAGGGGCCAAGCUGAAGAAGGUCGGCGUGGUCAAUGACAGGAGCGCACCUAUCUUAGAAAAGCCUAAAGGAGGUGGUGGUAGUAGUGGAGGAGGCUCGUCAGGGUCCAUUCAGCCAAUGGGAGGGCUUUUCCAGGCAGGUGUGCCUAAAUUACGACCAGUCGGAGAUGGUUCAGUUGGCAGGUCAUCCCUGACGCCUCCUGGCACGCGCCCCGCUGCUCCUCGUCCUCCUGUUCGCCAGGACAGCACAGAAUGCUCAGCCCAGCAGGCCUCUCCCCCGGAGCACUCCCGAUCCCAGAGGCCCUCCCUCCCUGACCUCUCCCGCCCCCUCAGCGGAGGCAGCCCAAACAGUGGCAUGAAGCACAGCUCCUCCGCCCCUCCACCUCCUCCCCCUUUUUCUCGCCGGGGUAAUGCACCCCCUGCACCGACUCAGAAGGCGCCACCACCCGCCCCCUCCUACAACCGGGAGAAGCCCCUCCCUCCCACGCCAGGACAGAGGGGGACUUCCCCGGUGCCGGCCCGCAACAGCGCCCCUCCUCUACCUCCUUCUCCCAACAUCAACCGGCGGCCCCCAACGUCAGGGGGCUCCUCAGCUUCCUCCUCUUCCUCCUCUCUGGGUCCACCUCCCCCCCCGUACCGCCAGCCCAUGACCAACGGCCCCUCCAGUCCGGUUAACGAAGCCGCCCCGGAGCUACCUCAGAGACACAACUCCCUCAGCAAGAAGCCGUCGCCCGGACCUGGACUCACUCCAACCCGGGGGCAAGCUCCACCCCCGCCGCCCUCCCCCUCCCCGCCAGGCGGACGCCCCCCCCCUCCAGUCCGUGAGCCCCCCGGCAGAGGGGCAGCUCCACCCCCGCCUGGGUCGACUCAACGAAACGGUGGUCGGGAUGCUCCCCCUCCACCACCCCCCUUCAGAGGUAGCCCCUCAGAACCUCAUAGCCGUGGCAACCCCCCUCCUCCCUCCCGUACCCCUGCCGGACCCCCGCCCCCUCCCCCCCCUAUCCGCAAUGGGCACACCUCCAUUUCCCGCUCCUUCGUAGAUGACUUUGAGUCCAAGUAUUCUUUCCACCCUCUGGAUGACUUCCCUGCUCCAGAGGAGUACCGGCACUUCACCAAGAUCUACCCCAGCAAAGCCAACAGAGUGAUGAGGGGAGCUCCUCCUGCACCGCCUGUGGGAAGGUGAACACUGUGAGACCACUUCACUUCUACUGUACAGGAGACAAGGGUUAUAUACACACACACACACUACUUUCUCACAUAGAACCUACAGCAUAUAACAUAUACCGACAUGCUUCUCAUUUGAUAACAUUCCAUUUCACUUAAGCUC